AUGUCCUCGACCACGCCCCCUUCUCGAAGAAGUGACGUUCAUCUCACGCACCUCUCGCACGCCCUCGACCUCGCGCGCAAAUCACCUCCCAAACCCACCAAUUUCCGGGUCGGCUGCGUCAUCGUGUCGUACCCGCCGCCGGCCGACACGACGACCACCGGCACGGUGCUCUCGACGGGCUACACGCUCGAACUCGACGGCAACACCCACGCGGAACAGUGCGCGCUUUCGAAGCUCGCGCACUCCCACGGCCUAGAAGACGAGUCCCGCCUGCACGAGCUGGGCGGUGAAGGGGGUCUCCUCGCCGGCGCCAACAACGUCACGCUCUACACGACCCUCGAACCCUGCGGGCUCAGACUGAGCGGGAACAAGCCGUGCGUGGAGCGGAUCAUCGAGACGAGAAAGAAAUCAGGAGGCGGAGGCGGAGGCGGAGGCGGGGGCAUUGCCAGAGUCAUAUUCGGCGCGAGAGAACCCGGCACGUUCGUCAGGGACAGCAAGAGUCUCCAGAGGCUAGAUGCCGAGGGCGUCCCGUGGGAAUACGUGCACGGUCUAGAGGACGAGAUUCUGAGCGUGGCCAUGGAAGGACACGACACCAACACCAAAACCGCAACCGACAACGCCGACGCCUCCCACACCGCACCAGAAGCCGGUUCCGCGACGACCGCGCGUGGCAUAGUUGACAUAUCGCCCGAGGAGAGAAGACGACAAGAAUCGUUACCGAGAAAUCCGAAGAAGAGGAUGAUGGAGACGGUGUGA
Messenger RNA from Exophiala spinifera, 756 nucleotides. RefSeq lists its product as uncharacterized. The record is from RefSeq and is a predicted model, not a curated record. Lineage: Eukaryota; Fungi; Ascomycota; Eurotiomycetes; Chaetothyriales; Herpotrichiellaceae. Gene Ontology annotation, molecular function: diaminohydroxyphosphoribosylaminopyrimidine deaminase activity. The transcript has a single exon. Bases 1 to 756 code for a protein of 251 amino acids.